AUGCGUCGGCAGCGACGAGGGCCAUCGGUGGCGUUACUUGCGCUGUUGCUUGGUGCUGCAGCGUGUGCGUCUGCAGUGCCGGUUGAUGUGGAGGCUGGAGACGCAGCCUUCCAGAUCGCGGAAGCUUUCGAGAGCGUCCCGGGCGAGAACACGACGGAGCUUCUGGACGAGGUUGUGAUGCCAGCAUCAUUGGAGAGCAAGGCAGCGGUGCCACCGCCACUACCAGUGGACCCGGAGCCGCGUGACUUGAGACCAGUUGAGGUAUCCACAGGGAAGCAUCACUACUCAAGUAUCUUCCCGGUGCCCUAUGGAGGGGCAUUCGUUGCUGUGGAAGCUACGGCUCUUCUUGUCGGGGGAGCGACGAUCGUCGUUCUACUCAUCGCCAAGGCCAAAGCGCGCUCUGCUACGAUUCAGUUCGAGUACGAUGAAGACUACAUUGAUCCGAUGCUGCAAUCCCUCCUGUACAGCGAUAUGGACUACGCGGCCAUCUAG
Molecule: messenger RNA, 492 nt
Organism: Phytophthora sojae
Lineage: Eukaryota; Oomycota; Peronosporomycetes; Peronosporales; Peronosporaceae
Exons: 2
Coding region: 1-492 (163 amino acids)
Source: RefSeq, a predicted model, not a curated record